CUUGGGAGCCAAUCCGAGGGGAGGGAAGUGGGGUUUGUUGCCAUGGCGACAGCAGCCGGGCCUAGGCAUGGCGGCGCGGGACCUGAGCCGGGGGCUGGAGAGCCUACCCGUGUCGGUGUGGCCGCCGUGCGAGGAACCCCCGGCCUUCCAGUAUAGCCCAGAGCACGUGGCAGGAGCAGGAGAAGACACUGAUCCUUCUGAAAUCACUUUUCCAGGAUGUAAUUGUCUUACUGCUUCCUGCGUGGCCAAUACUUGUUCAUGUCUUCGCCAUGGUGAAAACUAUAACAGUUCAUGCAUCAAAUACAUAGGAAGUGAAGUGGACUAUACUAGGCCUAUUUUUGAAUGCAAUGCCAUGUGCCGUUGUGGUGAGUUCUGUCAAAACAGGGUUAUUCAGAGGGGUUUACAAUUCAGACUUGAGGUGUUCAAGACUGUUAAGAAGGGUUGGGGUCUCCGCACACUGGAGUUCAUACCUAAAGGAAGAUUUGUGUGUGAAUAUGCUGGUGAAGUUCUCUGCUUCCGUGAGGCAUGUAGAAGAAUACAGGCACAGACACCAGAGGAUUCAAACUAUAUUAUAGCUGUGAGGGAACACGUGUAUGAUGGACAGAUAAUAGAGACAUUUGUUGAUCCUAUGAAUAUAGGAAAUGUAGGCAGGUUCCUGAACCAUUCUUGUGAGCCAAAUUUAUUUAUGGUUCCUGUCCGAAUUGACUCUCUGGUGCCCAAACUGGCACUUUUUGCUGCUGCUGCUAUCUCUGCUGGAGAAGAACUUUCAUAUGAUUAUUCUGGAAGAUUUCUUAACGUACCGCUAAUCAAAAGAGAGCAGGAAAUGUUGGAGGACGAUGAUGUAAUGAAAAAACCCUGUUACUGUGGUGCUAAAUCAUGUGUUGGUUUUUUACCGUAUGAUAGCUCUCUGUGCUAUACACCGGGCAAACAAACUUUUAGCAAAGUUUCUCAAGGAAACAGCUGUGCAUAGGGAUUCAAAAAGAUUGACAGCACUGAAUAUAGCAUCUAUUGUCAGCUGUGCCUAGACAAAAAUGGAAUGAGAUUCCUUUGCCACACCACCCAAAAAAAUAACCACAGCUCCCCCUCCCCACAUAUACACACACCAACAGCUACAGCAAGGGUAGAAGUGUAACGGCAAGAUGUGGGAGGGGGAAAUGGGAAAUGCCACUCCACUUAGCUUCAAGUGAAAGGUUAAAUGACUAAUCAGGACUACAGGCAAAGUGUAGGAAGUAAUUGUUAUGUACACUAUAAUCUUAGGCAGUUAGAGGCAUUUAGCCUUCAUCUGUACAUUUCCCAGUAUGCCCAGGACACAGUGAACCCAUAACCUUACAUCUCAGUAAGGGUUAAUACUCAACACAUAGGUGAAGGAGAAGUCAAAGCAGAGGCACUGAUGGUGCAAAAUAAACAGAAGCUAAGGCAGGUGUAAAGUGCUGCAGAUGAGUAUGUUAGAUAGCAUAUGCAAAAGGGAAAAAUGCUGUUUUUAAGAGAGGAGAUUGCAAUCUGGCUUACUGCUCUGACUGUUAGAGCCAGCCUUGGACAAAAACCAAGACAGAGUUCCUGACAAUAUCCUCAAAUAACACGCUGAACAAUCUCCUGUACUCUCAACUUGAUUCCAGGUUGAUGAUGCAAGAGAUAGCUAAACGGGUGACCUGCUGCCACAGCUGACCUUUUCCUGUUAAAACAAGAAAGCUUAUGAUAAAUUGCCACAGCUGAAGGUUUUGAUAUAAAGCCUGUUUUAAUGGACAGUGAGGUACAUAGAAACAGAUUAAAUUAGAAUGGUAGGUGCAGAAAAGGGGGAAUUUGGGGAGAUGGAUUUUUUUCCUUAUCUAACUCACUUGAGAACUAAAGCUUGAAAAAAAAUCAAGGUGACAGGUGCAAAUUAACAGUGGCAUUUACAAAGGUGGCACCCGUUUUUGUUUUUUUAAACUGUGUGCCCUUAAAAGCUCUUUCAAACUAAAACUAUUUAAAACAUGAAUUGCCUUGCCUGGUCUGGAGCCUGUUUGAAAAUUAGGAGUCACUUAUAGCUACAGCUAAGCCCCUCCUAUUUCAUGACCAACUUUUACAGAAAAACAUUAAGUAAAAUGCAUUCCCUCCUCCCCAUCUUUUGCCAGCUCUUCCUACUCACCCCUCUUGACUGUAACUGGCUAGGAAGAUAAUUCUGUUCCAUGAACACUUGCUGUUGCAUUUUCUCCUCUGUUCCCUGAAAUGGACUCUGUAGCCCAGGCCUUCUCUGUGAUCAUUCAAAUUUUUUUUUCUGAACUGGCUCCAUCUCAAGGCAUAGGCUCGGUUAGCCACAAGAGGGCACCAAUGUAGAUGUAUAGUCAUUCCUUCGAAAUAGCAUGCAUCACCUCAGUGAUGCUUCCAACUCAUGUUGGCAAAAUAAUGGAGGGAGUGGGCAGAAAAUCCAAAUUCCACUCUGUGGAGGAGCACAAUACACUACCUGUGUGUCUGGCAAAACAGACGGAAGUGGUAGGUGCUAAUAUACAACACCUUUACGAACAAGCAUCUGUUUCUGCACUGUUCAACAGAUGGUAGAGAGAAGACGGGGUUUUGUUUUGUGUAAUAUUAGUCUUUUCAAGCAUUUUUUAUGCAGUCAGAUGUUUUAUUGUUAGCCUCUUUUUUCCUCUCAAACCAAAUUGGUUUCUACUUCUGGUUACAGGGAACAGGGAAGCAGAGUUUUGCCAUUGCAGAUAGGAGGGAUAGUGGUGCUUAAAAGAUAAAUAAAGUAAUCACUACACUUUACAACUAAAAAAUACAAAAUGUUUAGCAGUACGAGUUAAGAAAGUUGCUAGUUUUAGGCCAGUUGUUGUGAACAAGUGACUGUCACAAAACUAUCCACUAGCGCUGUUACUGAUUUUCAUUAGUCCAUAACCAUCUGAUGGUGUCAGAGUACCUCCUCCCUUUCACCCUUAAAAAUGAUUGCGUCUGCUAGCAGUGUAUGGUGGAGGUCUACAUAAGAGAAACUUCCUAUUUGUUGCUGAACUGAAUAAGCAAAGGGCUGCAAGGGUGGCAACCAACUCACCUAUCUCCCUUAAGAGAUGAAAUGCAGAAUCACUUAGCACUUCAUUUUUCUUUGGGGGCAGAGGGAAUCUUAUUGUAAGCAAGCAGGAUAUUUCAAUUGAAUUUCUAUCAUAUCUAUUUCUUUAAUUUUGAGAUUAAUAUUUUUAUGCAUGAGGCAUCUGCACAAAACCACCCUUUCCCCUACCUAAAACUGAUCUUAACUGGACAUUCCAGAUAAAAGGGUUGAAAAUGUAGAACAUGGAAGAUGUUUUAGAGCCCAGGAAAAGACCAUACUUUGUUCUUCUCGGCAGUUAGGCCCCAAUCAGGGCAGAGCUACUCACAGACCCUAGUUUAGAAAAGGAAAAGGGUCUCUUGCUCCUUUCCUGUAAUUCCAUACAGUCUUUGGCUGUAGCAUGCUUUAAAUACAGUCUGUUUCAGUUGGGCUAGUUUAAAGAUUUAGUGUUCCCCUACACUAUCUUCUACCCCCGUUUCCAGUGUCUCCCCCCUAAGAUUUACUACUGGGAAACAGACACUGCCUUGGCAGUAAAAUUUGAAAGGCAAGUAGAUUCAUCUAUGCACUGCUUAGUUCUGGCUGCUGGACUAGCUUACUGUUAAUGUUUUGUUGUGCUGUUGAGUGGUGAGGUGGUACAACAUAUAUUAAUCAAAGUCAAUUUUUGAGACCAGGAUGGAUAGAUCAGUUGCCAGUGGAUCAAAUUUAAUUAUACUGUUUAAAAAAAAUCUAAACCUGCAUUUUACAACACAGAAAGAUCCAUUCUGUCAUAAAAGUUAUUUCAAUGUAUGCUUUCUGUAAUACAGUAUGUACUCUGUGGCUCACUUACUGUAUUGUUCAACUUACUGAGUAGCUCAUGUUAUAAUGCACUGUACAGUGUGUUUAUUAAAUAUACAAAGUGUUCAAAACUU
This is a messenger RNA of Mauremys mutica (yellowpond turtle), 3921 nucleotides long. RefSeq names its product histone-lysine N-methyltransferase SETMAR. The record is from RefSeq and is a predicted model, not a curated record. Gene Ontology annotation, molecular function: protein binding; histone methyltransferase activity; zinc ion binding. Lineage: Eukaryota; Metazoa; Chordata; Testudines; Geoemydidae. The coding region runs from base 68 to 970 and encodes 300 amino acids. The transcript has 2 exons. Gene Ontology annotation, cellular component: nucleus.